Messenger RNA from Thermothielavioides terrestris NRRL 8126, 756 nucleotides. RefSeq lists its product as uncharacterized. The record is from RefSeq and is a predicted model, not a curated record. Gene Ontology annotation, biological process: regulation of proteolysis; regulation of Ras protein signal transduction. Gene Ontology annotation, molecular function: phospholipid binding; peptidase inhibitor activity. The transcript has 2 exons. NCBI's taxonomy places the organism in Eukaryota, Fungi, Ascomycota, Sordariomycetes, Sordariales, Chaetomiaceae. The coding region runs from base 1 to 756 and encodes 251 amino acids.
AUGGCAUCCAGAUGCUUGGCUGUCUUGUUGGCGGCCGCCUCGGUGCUGGCCAGGACACCGCCCGGAUUCACCCCUUCAUCAGAAACCGACCUCGUGGUUGAGUACAAGGGCUUCGCUCCCAUGAACGGAGCGGUAGUCAGCAAGAGCGUAACGGCUGCUGAACCGCGCAUCGGCACUCUCGCCCGCCUCAACGGCAGCUCUUACGCCGUCAUCAUGAUCGACCUGGACAUCCCGACCAACAACCCCCCCAAAACCAACACGCUCCUGCACUGGAUGCAGACUGGCCUCGUGCCAGCCGCCAGCGUAACCACGCUGAACAGCACCUCCGGCCCGAUCCGCGCGUUCCUUCUCGAGAACCGCUCCAACAGCACCGCGCUGGCGCCCUACAUCGGGCCCAACCCGCCCGCGCGCGUCCCGCUGAGCCACCGCUACACGCAGAUCCUGGUCGACACGAGCGGCCUGACGGAGCGGGGCAUGUUGGCGCUGCAGACGGCGGCGAAGAACCGCAGCGGGUUCGACGCGCCAACCGUCCUUGCCAGCGCCGGGCUCACGGGGAAGGUCGCGGCCGGGAACUCGUUCAACGUCACGAACCCGGGGCCGGCCGUGGCUGCGAACACCACCGGCAGUGCAGCGGACGGGGGCCAAGGCAGCGCGAGUGGCACGGCCGGGGGAACUGGGGCUGGCGCGGCGGCGAGGCCGGAGACGGUCCUGGUUGGGGGACUCGGCCUAUUUGCGGUAUUGUUGCUGGGUCUGUGA